AUGUUCUCACGUUCGGCUUUAUUUGUACAACAAUUAUCGACAGUUAAUUCACGACGAAAUUUAUCUAUAAAACAACUUCAUGAUAUCAAGCCGAUAAUCAAACGAAAUCUGGCAUGGUUUUCCAACCAACCAGGGAAGGAAACGUUCGGCGGACGAUUAAAACGACGUUUAAAAAAUGUAUUUAUUGUGACUGUUGUUGGUUUCGGUACGUUUUAUGCUUACCGUGCGUAUCAACGAUAUAAAUGGUUCCAUGAAAUGAGCGAUUCGGAUAAGACGCUUGGAACUAAACAACGUAUUGUUGUUCUUGGAACAGGUUGGGGCGCUGUACCGUUGUUAAAACAUAUCGAUACGAGUAAAUACGAAGUUAUUUGCGUGUCUCCACGAAAUUAUUUUCUAAUGACGCCAUUACUACCUUCGGUAAGUGUUGGUACAGUCGAAACUCGAACAGUGAUUGAAUCGGUUCGUUCACUUAUUGGUCCCCGAGUCAAAUAUAUCGAAGCACAUUGUGUUAAUAUCGAUCCAAAAGCAAAAGUAAUCACAUGCAAUACAGAUGGCGAUUCGAACGUAUCUCGUGGCGAUGAUGUUAAAGCAAUAUUACCAAUUUCGAAACGGGAAGGUGGUGCUUCAUCAAGAAUUAUCAAGGAUUCAGCUCGAACACGGCCACAAUUUGAUAUGAAAUACGAUAUACUUGUCGUUGCGAUUGGUUCAGAAAAUAACACAUUUAACACGCCUGGAGUUGAAGAGCACGCACAUUUUCUGAAAGAACUUCUUGAUGCUCGACGUAUUCGUUCUGCGAUUAGCGAUGCAUUUGAAUCAGCAAUGACGCCAACACAAACAGUCGAGGAGAAAAAACGUCUUCUACAUUUUGUUGUUGUUGGAGGUGGACCAACAGGCGUUGAAUUUGCAGCGGAACUUGCUGAUCUUGUUCGCGAAGAUCUUCAACAUUAUUUUCCACGUUUGGUCGCAAAUGAUGUUAAAAUAACAUUAAUCGAAGCACUUGAUCAUGUCUUAUCCAUGAUGGAUAAGAAAAUUAGCGAUUAUACCGAACGUCAUUUUCGUCGUGAAAACAUCGAGGUGUUGAUGAAUACAUUCGUCAAAGAAGUCAAACAACGGGAAGUUGUUGUUCAAUACAAAGGCUCAACCGAACUAAAAUCUAUACCAUGUUCUAUGGUAGUUUGGGCAACUGGUAUCAAAGCACGACCAUUGACAAACAGAAUCCGAGAAAUCAUCGGUUUAAACAUUCAAAGCAAUCGUAUGGGUCUUCUCACUGAUCGAUAUUUACGUGUAAAAGGUGUCGACGAUGGAUCAAUAUUUGCUAUUGGUGAUUGUGCUACGAUUCAGCCAGCUAAAUUAGCUGAUCGAAUUGAAGCACUCUUUGAAGAAGCGGAUACACAAAACCGAGGAGCGCUUGAUAUUCAACAAUUUCGAACUUUAGUGGAGAAAAAAGUUGCCGAAUAUCCACAGUUAGAAGUAUUUUCGAAAAAGAUCGAAGAUGCUUUUGCAGAAGUUGAUAAGAACAAAUCAGGUUAUUUAACUCUUUCUACUCUUCGUUCCAUUCUCGAAAAAGCUGACCAGAAAAUUCGUGCAUUACCCGCAACUGCUCAAGUUGCAUCUCAGGAAGGUCGUUACGUUGCAAAACUUCUCAAUCAAGCCUCUAAUGUUCAUUCUACCGACUUUCAACAACAGAAUUUAACACCAUUUCAAUAUAAACAUAUGGGUUCAUUAGCAUACGUUGGCGGUGAUGAAGCUGUAGUCGAUUUUACUGGCUCGAAACCGCUCCUUGAUUAUUUCGAUUUGAAACCAUUAUCAGGUCGUAGUGCUGUUUACCUGUGGAAAUCAUUCUAUUUCACGGAAAUGUUUACUGGACGCACGAAAACAUUACUCGCGUUUGAUUGGGUUCGUACGCAUAUAUUCGGUCGAGAUAUUAGUCGAUAUUAA
Molecule: messenger RNA, 1938 nt
Organism: Adineta ricciae
Lineage: Eukaryota; Metazoa; Rotifera; Eurotatoria; Adinetida; Adinetidae
Source: the annotation of a GenBank genome assembly